Molecule: messenger RNA, 1466 nt
Organism: Humulus lupulus (European hop)
Lineage: Eukaryota; Viridiplantae; Streptophyta; Magnoliopsida; Rosales; Cannabaceae
Exons: 1
Coding region: 181-825 (214 amino acids)
Molecular function (GO): nucleotide binding
Source: RefSeq, a predicted model, not a curated record
UAACAGUGGCACAAAGUUGACAUGCUAACCAAUUAAAAGGAUGUCAAGUGGACAUGAAUCAGGAACCAUUCACUCAAGAAGUAACUUUCUAUAAACUUCAAAUUGAAGUUUGGUAAGCUAAUGAAAAAGAACUGUAAUGUGGUGCACAUCAGUACUACUAAGGAUUGAAAUGUAGCAACAAUGUUGUCAAAACUCCCUUGCAGAUCACCACCUCCACUCCCAGUCCCAGUCCCACCACCAAUGUCAUCCGAACCCUCCAUCCGAUUCGGUGUUCUGGGCUGCGCCGAGAUAGCCCGGAAGGUCUCCCGUGCCAUCACACUCGCUCCCAACGCCGAGCUCUACGCCGUCGCCAGCCGUUCGUUCGACAAAGCCAAGGCUUUCGCCUCAUCCAAUGGCUUCCCUCCUCACGCCAAGAUCUACGGCUCCUACGACUCCCUCCUCGAUGACUCUGACAUCGACGCCGUCUACAUCCCACUCCCCACCAGCCUCCACCUCCAUUGGGCCGUCCUCGCAGCCCGAAAAAAGAAGCACAUUCUGCUUGAGAAGCCUGUGGCCCUCAAUGCCUCUGAGUUCGACACUAUCGUCGAAGCCUGCGAAUCUAGUGGGGUUCAGCUCAUGGAUGGUACCAUGUGGAUGCACCACCCCAGGACUGCUGCCAUGAGAGACUUCCUCUCCGAUUCGAAUCGCUUUGGUCAGCUCAAGAUGGUAAAUGCAACUUUUACAUUCGCUGCCAAGUCUGAUUUUCUAAAGAACGAUAUUCGUGUGAAGCCCGACCUAGAUGCUCUUGGUGCUCUUGGGGAUACAGGGUGGUAUUGCGUCCGGUAAAUCCUAUGGACUGCUAAUUAUGAACUACCAAAAAAAGUAGUAGCUGUGCCUGGCGCUGUUCUUGAUGACCAUGGGGUGAUUUUGGCUUGUGGGGCUUCUUUACAUUGGGAAGAUGGUAAAGUAGCAACCUUUCACUGCUCUUUCUUAUCAAGCAUGGCCAUGGACGUCACUGCUAUUGGGUCUAAAGGUACGUUACAUCUUAAUGAUUUUGUAAUCCCUUACCAAGAGCACGAGGCCUAUUUUUCUGCAGCCACAGAAACCGGGUUCAAUGAGUUAGUCACUGGUUGGGUACCAAGGCCAAGCAAGCACAUCAUUACUGCUGAUCUCCCUCAGGAGACUAGGAUGGUAAGAGAAUUUUCUAAUUUGGUAACAGCUAUCAAAAAGGGCUCGAAACCUGAGAAACACUGGCCAACUAUUAGUAGGAAAACACAGCUGAUCCUGGAUGCGGUCAAGGCUUCGGUUGACAAAGGUUUCGAGCCUGUUGAGGUUGGAAAUUAGGUGGCUGUUUAGUGGUGUGCUUUGUUCAGAGUUUGCUGUGCUUAUUUAUGCCAAAAUAAAAGUAUGGUUUUGUAUUCCUUAUUCUGAAUAACAGAUUCUUUAUGCUGUGUGCUUAUUGAUUCUACGCCCUUUGUGAAUUUAAA